Aureobasidium musti is the source of this 2745-nucleotide messenger RNA. NCBI's taxonomy places the organism in Eukaryota, Fungi, Ascomycota, Dothideomycetes, Dothideales, Saccotheciaceae. The record is from the annotation of a GenBank genome assembly.
GCUGCCAUCCACACGCCGCUCGACAUGCCUUCGUCCACAGGUCCGGUCAACGAGGACACUCUCAUUACCAUCAAGAUCUCAUUCGACGACUGCACCAAGAGACUCAAGUUGCCGCUCAAGGAUCUGAGUGCAAACACUCUGCCUAUCAAGCUCCGCCACCUUCUCUGCAUCGCCCCUGACCAACAUGUCGUCUUCGAGCGCUACUCUGACUCGGCAGGCGGCUAUGUCGUCCUCGACGACUCCAAUCCUGCCGUCUUCAAGACUCUCAUCCGUGCCGCCAAGGCUAAGCUCAAGCUCAAGCUAAGAGCCUCCGCUCCCUCGGAGCACUCCAAGGCAGAUGCUCCUGCUUCAGAGCCAUCCAUUGCUCCCUCUUCCUCUGUUGCUCCUUCAAGAAGUGCUACUACACUCGACCAACACUCUAUCGGUCCCGGCAUCUUCGAGUUCCGUGAAGCACUUAGCUCCAUGAAGAAGACCGACAUCGAGGCUCCUGUCCCUCGUCCCUUCGGUAAGUCUGAUAUCAUGAACGUCUACCCUGCACUUAUUGACAAACCAGACUUUACGGCCAAUCCAGUUGCUCAGGGCCCCAAACAUGUCCUGCCGCUUCGUGUCGCCGCACCAGUCGAGGUCGCUAGAGGACCAUGGACUAUCUUCUGCAAUGCUUGCGAANAGAUCAUGCCCAACGUCCAUUAUCACUGCAGCGCCUGUGACGGCGGUGACUAUGACCUUUGCGAAACUUGCGUCAAUCAGGGUGUUUCCUGUCUUGGAGAUGGCCAUUGGCUGGUCAAGCGUUCUAUUCAAGAUGGCAAGCUUGUCAGCAGUACCACGGAACGCUUUGCUCCUAAGACCAAGACUACCACUGCAUCCGCACCUGCCUCUCCGCCUAAGUCCGAGACUAUCAAGGAGAUUCCUGGAGCCUUCACCGAAGACGUCAAUGCCCUGUCUGAGUCAUCCCGCACCUGCAACGCCUGUGUUGUGACGCUUCCCGAUCACGAAUUCGUCACGUGUGUUCAGUGUGAUGACUACGACCUCUGCUUGAACUGCCACACCACUAACACACAUGGUCAUCACCCCGGUCAUCACUUCAAGCCUGCAGUCGAUGGUGCUGCUCUCUCACUUGCCCAGGAGGCCCUUCUGCCCGCUGGCCGCAACUUCAGACACACUGCCAUCUGUGAUGGUUGUGACAAGAUGAUCCAUGGUGUGCGCCACAAGUGCUUCGACUGCCCUGACUUUGAUUACUGCAGCGAAUGCCACAAGAAUGCUCGUCACACUCAUCCUCGUCACCGCUUCGCCGCCAUCUAUGAGCAGUUCAAGGGCCGUCCUGCCUCGUCUGUCUCCCACCACGGCAUCUAUUGCGAUGGCCCUCUUUGCAAGGGCAAGUCGCAUCAGUCUUACAUCCAAGGUGUGCGAUACAAGUGUGUCGUCUGCCACGACACCGACUUCUGCCAGAACUGCGAAGCUCUGCCUACUUCUUUCCACAAUAAGACUCAUCCUCUGGUCAAGUUUAAGACUCCUGUCAACAACUUGACUAUCUCGACAGAGAGUGAGACCAAGCAUGGAGUCCGCAAGCUUGGUGACCGUGACCCCGUUCGUAACUCGAACACUCCUGUCGCACUCAGCCGCAGGCAGUCAGCUAAUGCUACUGCUCCAGUCAAGACUGUCGCUGAUAUCAAGCCAUCGCCCCAAGCUGAGGAGAAGGUGCUCGAUGAAAAGAAGAUUGAGCAGAAGAUGUCGCCAGUCUCUGAGCCAGUGGUGGCCACUUCCUUGCCCAAGGCUCCUUUGCGCCUGCCUGAGGCUGUCUUCGUCGCCGAUCGUGUUCCCGACGGUACCGUCAUUGCUCCUAAUGCUCGUUUCGUCCAAUCUUGGACCCUUCGUAACCCCGGACCUCUCUCUUGGCCUGCUGGAUGUAGUGUCCGCUUUGUUGGUGGCGACAACAUGCUCAACAUAGAUAAUACGCAUAUCGCAGCCGCUUCCGAUGUUGCCGAAGCCAGUGAAAGCAACGUUAUCGGUCGUGAGGUCCUGCCCGGCGAGCAGUUGCCCUUCACCGUGACGAUGAAGGCACCUGCCCGUGAAGGAAAGUGCAUCAGCUACUGGCGCCUCAAGUCUGCCGAUGGCAUGCCUUUUGGUCACAAGCUUUGGUGCGACAUCGAUGUCAAGCAAGCUCCAUCAAGUACCAUUGAAGCCGUGCCCAUGCCCCGCUCUCCUGUCAGCGUUCAGGCUUCGCCCCAGGCACAGAGCUAUUAUGCUCUAUACAAGGAGCGCAUGAACGCCUUGAAGACACACCUGGAUCAGACCAACGCAAUGCCUGCUGCUGCUGUUGCAUCAAGCACAGUCUCGAAGGAGUCCCAAAAGCCCAUUGACCCUGUUACGGCCGAGCUUCCCAAGACUCCUGCUGGGGCAGAAGUUGAGGUGCCCGAGUCAGAGCAUGAAGAAGAUGAGUUGAAGGGUAGCCACAUGGUGUUCCCGACAUUGGACAAGGAGAGCCCUACGAGCUCGACCUACCAGUCCUUCAACGGCUCCGGUAUGAGCAAGAAGGUGCACGAGCAGACUGAGCAGGCCUCUCAAGCAUCUGAGGUUGCCGACAGUGUUGCUAGCGACGACGAGGGAUUCGAAGACAUUAGUGAUGACCUCGAAGUGCUCAGCGCUAACGAAGAUGAGGACGAAACUGAGGAUGACGGUUUCCUCACUGAUGAUGAUUACGAUAUUCUUGACGCCAGCGACCAAGAGACUGUUGCAUCGAUGAAGUAA